AUGGCAUCGUCUCAAAAGCCCGAGCAGAUCGAAGACCUGCUGGAUCAUUUUUACUUGGAGACUUCUUUUCAUGAUGGAUGCACUGUGGACACGGAGUACGCCCUGAACGAGAGAGUCCAGCGCAAGUGGUAUCGAAGGCCGGAGCCCCUGGGCCAGGGCGCUUACGGUAAAGUCUGGCUCGAACAGAGCGAGACCAACAAGGAACAGCGCGCAGUCAAAGUCAUCGAAAAGGGACGGAUGCAGCUUGUCACUAUUGACUACAAGAGAGAGAUACUGGCCCUCGCCAAGUUCUCCAAACGGCAAUACCAGCAACAACAGGUUCUAGUCGAAUUCUUAGGCUGGGCCGAGUCGCCCUCGGAUUUGUAUCUGUUUAUGGAAUACUUCCCCUUGGGAGACCUCGGACAACACGGGCGUAUACCGGAGACCGAGACCAUUGAUAUCACCGUCCACUUGUUGAACGGACUCCGGAUCAUGCACGCCGAGAACUUCGCGCACCGCGACCUCAAGCCCGCCAAUAUCUUCGUUGUUCGGAAACCGCCUGUCGGCCGAUGGUGGGUUAAAAUCGGUGACUUUGGGAUCUCCAAGCGAGCCAACGUCGAGGAAACGGCUCUACACACCGAGGUUGGCACCCCGAGGUAUCGGGCCCCAGAGGUCACGGGAGAUGGUGACCUCGAGCAUGCCACCUCGAUUUAUGACAACGCGGUCGAUCUGUGGUCUCUCGGGUGCGUUAUAUUCAAACUGAUAUCAGGGUUCGAUGCCUUCCCCAACCGGCUUGCUGUGAGGAAGUUUUGUGCCGGACGAGCGGCUUUCCCAGCGGCUGCACUCCACGAUAGAAUGAGUUUGGCCGGCAUUGAGUUUGUAAAGAGACUACUCUCUGCAUUGCCCUCUGAGCGUCCGUCUGCUGAGGAGGCUCUCAGCAUGCUCUGGGUGCGAUCGCGGGCAGCCAGUCCUGAUAGCACCGUUCAUGCACUCCUAUCCCCGGGCGCUGGACACGGUGGACCUCCAGCAACUGCGGAACAAUCCAGCCUCAAGAGGGGAAGUGCACAACCUAUAUCAUCCCUCCUCAUACAAGGGCAGUUAACUACAGAUUCGGAUUCAUCGGAGGACUCCUUAACUGCGCAAACUUGUCGUUGGGGGGCUAAUGGUAUCCAUAUUAAUAAAGCUGGGGGACACCACGAGCUUCAAAAAAGUUUCUCCAGGAGCCUCGACUUACACAAUUCCACCCCAGUGCUAUCUUCAACAGGCAAUUUGCUUUCGGCAACAAGCAGCAGACAAAGUCUGAGCAUUGCGUCUGCUGAGUUGCCUCCAAGAUCGAGCUAUCCGGCAAGUAGCUGGGAGCAUAGUAAAGUACCGUGGGUUUCAGACGCGCUGAAGAUACUAAGCGGAAGCGAGGACUCUUGUAUCAGCAUCAUUGCAAUUCCCGGUUUGAAUUUCAUGGGUUACUCGGACUGGGAGGACCCUCUAGCUGGAGUGAACUGGCUUUGUGAUAUGCUGCCACAAGAUGUGCCACUUGCUCGGACAUACACGUACUCCUGGAAAGUGUCAGCCGAGGAAACUGCCGUGAUGGAUGAUGUCUUUGUCAGGAAACACGCAGAGUUGUUGCUUGACAAUGUAUCAAACAAGCUGAGCCACGACCCAAAACCCAUUAUCUUCGUUGCUCACUGUUUGGGUGGGCUCAUGGUGGCCAAGACAAUAGCACUUGCCGCCGAGCGCCGCCCACAAUACGCACAAGUACUCGAGUUUACAGUAGGGUGUAUCUUUCUCAGCACGCCAUUUUACAGCUUCAAUGAUUCGACAUAUCGGCAGUGGGCGGGUUAUGAGCAGAUGCUGAAAGAAAAACACCAAUUAGGCUCCUGUUCUUCCCAGUGGCGCCUCUCAUACUUCACCCUCAUGGAAAAUGAUCUUGGACCCCGCAGAACAGCAGAAGAGUUUGUUGAAGCUGUUAGGCUUUCCAAACAUGAUAUGCAUAUUACCUCUUUUUACGAAAGGAAAUCCACAAUGCUGUAUAUUGACCGGCCGAGUGAGAACCAGACGAUUAGCAGAUUGCUUAGAAUGGGCCGAAAGGGAAAACGGAUUCCAUUAACUGUUCACCUCGUAGGCGUAGUCGACAAGGGUCUUCCGCCGGCGAUAGGCAGGAGAUACUCGUUGAACGCGGACCACUACAAUAUGUGUAGAUUUGAAGGGAGGGGAUGCGAAAACUACCAGAAGGUGAAGAAUGUUAUUGUCGACAUCAUUCUCGCUGUCCUUGGAGGCAGCACUCCUCAGCUGGAGGCUUUCCGCCAACUCCAUCCCGACCGCUAUCGCCGUGCAUCUACAACUUGCGAGUCACCCGAGGACGUCGCGGCCCAUCUAGGUAUUCGAUUGCCAGCCGAUGGGCGGCUUGUUGCCGUAGCCACAAGGAAGUUUGUAGCCAGCACACCAGACGAGGUGUCUGUGAGCCCAUCGCAAGAGCUGCUGGUGGUGCGCUGUGCGGAGGCCUGGUUUUGGUGUAGAGCGCUGGUUGAUCAAGAGGGUUGGGUGCCGCGACAAUGUGUGCAGAUUGUCAACCAAACUUGA
Aspergillus mulundensis is the source of this 2556-nucleotide messenger RNA. RefSeq lists its product as uncharacterized. Gene Ontology annotation, biological process: autophagy; peptidyl-serine phosphorylation; autophagosome organization. Gene Ontology annotation, cellular component: autophagosome; cytoplasm. The coding region runs from base 1 to 2556 and encodes 851 amino acids. Gene Ontology annotation, molecular function: protein serine/threonine kinase activity; ATP binding; protein binding. The record is from RefSeq and is a predicted model, not a curated record. The transcript has 6 exons. Lineage: Eukaryota; Fungi; Ascomycota; Eurotiomycetes; Eurotiales; Aspergillaceae.